UCCAAUAAAGAGAAUCCGUAGCCACUCGGCCACGCAAACGGACGCGCCCGUACCGCCGAAGCCAGCAUGACGUUCGAACUGAAAGAGUACCCGCCCAGGACCUUCUCUGAGAAGUACCAGAAGUACCUGGCUCCUCAUGGCAUACUCCAGCCGCCGCAGCUCGUCCUCAAGAACAAAAAGCUUGGGAACAACGCCGAGGACACGCUCAAGAAAGCCUUCAAGAUCACCGUCAAAAAGCUGGCAAAGAUGAGGUCAACGUGUGCCAACUGCAACAGCGAAGUGAAGGGAUCCCUGGUGUGCCCGGGUUGCAAGGCGGCAAAAUACUGCAGCGAGAAAUGCCGAUACGAGAGAAAGCUGUCACAUGCCAUGGUGUGUGAGGCGCUCAGAUUAGAACUCAUAGACCAGAUUGUGGAAUGCUUGCCCACGCCCGUGCUUCUGGGGCGGGACAUCCUGCGUGGGCGUGGUGGGCUGGUGAAGGACUGGAAGGAUUGGUUCACGCGACACACCUGCCUCGAGGAUAACAUUAAGGCUGGCACGGACGUCGUCAGCCAGUGGUGGGCGUACACGGGCGUCCCUCACCCCGGAGAGGAGAGCAUCCACGCUUCCCUCGAGCGAUGGGUCAGCAACGUGUUCAGCACCGUGCUCACCAUAGGUCACUGCCCCACCUGGCUCCCCGGCCUCCAGUCAAGUCUCCAAGGGCAAGGCGCCGUCCACAUCCAUCUCCUCGGGGCUGACUUGCCGGAGGUUAAUGCCGUGGAGUCCGGUCUCAUUCAGGUAUCGAGUCGCGUGCUCGGCCAGCCACUCGUUGUCACCCUGGUCGCGCCCGACCUGGCCCACCACCCGCAGACGUUUUCCUGGACCCCUCGAAGCCCCAACCAGGUCACCCCAGGCGUGCGUGCUGUGGCGUACCCUGGUCUGUACCACGAUUUCUGGAGAGACCACAUCGCCACUUCGGAUGCCCAAGACCGGGUUCCUCGUCCCCACGUCGCCCUCGCCAUCCACCCUGGCGUCCACACAGAUGAAAUGCUGGAGCUCUGGAAACCGACGCUCCAGCUACUAGCAUACGAACGCGUGCCCGUCGUUAUGACCACGUACAAUAAGGCCGAAUUCCAAGAAACUUUAGAGAGCAAUCUCAAUGGCGUGGCUGGACAUUCAUCUUUUCACAAGGCUCGGGUUAAAAGAGGUAAUGUUCUUGCCCGGAAUACAAGAAAGAGAUUAGGUUGCAUUAACAUGAAACAAGAUGGCCGGCUGUCUACGUCGCGCGAGGAGGUCAGGAGAGGUCAGCGGAGGUCAGGCGGCUUCGUGGACGGGGUCAAGGAAGGAUCGAGGAGACUGGAGGGUCUUCAAGAGCGGUCGUCGUUGCGUGUGUAA
This is a messenger RNA of Penaeus indicus, 1371 nucleotides long. RefSeq names its product putative protein MSS51 homolog, mitochondrial. Lineage: Eukaryota; Metazoa; Arthropoda; Malacostraca; Decapoda; Penaeidae. The transcript has 10 exons. The record is from RefSeq and is a predicted model, not a curated record. Bases 67 to 1371 code for a protein of 434 amino acids.